CGCUUCACACAAUGCCAAUGCCUUAAACCUCACGGCUGCCUACGGCUGCCUGUAGCUGCUAUUUUUUCGCCUCAGCUAUAACACACAUACCAGCCAGUCCGAUAAGAGACAUAGCCUGCAAACAAGGACCGUUCACCCACCAUGUCAAGCUUCGGCGUUGUCAUUUCGGGCCGCCCAGUCCUCACAGACGCGCAAAUCAUAUCGCCCACGCAGGUCGCAUACCAAAUCCCGUCGCAACCCUCAUUCUCGCACAUCGUGGUCUUCCUGCUCCCGGGUACAACGCUGCCCGAUGGCACUGCAGCCGCCGUCUACGCGCAACUUCCCGGCACCCCCGACUUCAAGCUGCUCGGCGCAAUCGCAAACGAGAAGCCUAGCGCGAUCUUCAAAGUGAGAAACGGAAGCGCAGCAGGCGGCGGUCUGGGCGAUGAAGACGCCAUGGUCGACGAAGGGAUGGCGAACGGUGCCGCGGCCCCGCUGGCACUGGGCAUAAGCGUUGAACCUGCGGCGCAAGUUGCUGCGGCGCUGGAGCAGAAGAAAGCGCAGGAGGCUGCUGCUUUGAACUCCGAUGGAGCAGCUGGGAGCUCGCUUGUUGUGAGGGGCCAGAACACGGUCGAUCAGAAGGUGCUUGCGCAGCGCAUUAUCAAGAAUUGCUACGAUUUCUUGACGAGCUGGGGCAGUGGGGAUACGGUCCCCCUGAAGGCUUUCCAGGCUUGGUGGACGAAGUUUGAAGGGAAGAUUGAGAGGGAUCCUGGCUUCUUGGAGAGGAGUGACGGCGGUUGAAAAACAUGAUCCGAGUGUCAAGAAGUUGAUUGAGAGGCGCUUGACUGGCAUGAGAUCAGCCUGACUGUUCUCUGGGCUUGAUGAAGCAGAGACAUCAGCGUGUCAAAGCGGUUUGUUGUGACUGUAAUGUAAUAUGGAGCAUCUGGCAGGCGCGCGAGAGGGUCGACCGGGAUAUCAGUGUCUAAUGUACACUCACCUCUAUUGAGUUAACACUAUAUCAUAGACUCUUCAAGAUGUUAUGCUCGCUACAAGCUGGCAGAGCUAUUAAGAUUCAGAAACCCUCCAAGAAGGACUAGGCAUGGCGAACGUGAUGUUCAUGAGAGGACUCACA
Molecule: messenger RNA, 1111 nt
Organism: Boeremia exigua
Lineage: Eukaryota; Fungi; Ascomycota; Dothideomycetes; Pleosporales; Didymellaceae
Exons: 1
Coding region: 142-780 (212 amino acids)
Biological process (GO): protein import into nucleus
Cellular component (GO): nucleus; cytosol
Molecular function (GO): nuclear import signal receptor activity
Source: RefSeq, a predicted model, not a curated record